AUGACGGUUACUCAUCGGAAGCGGGCGUACCAGCCAGAGGAGAUUCAAACUGUGAAUGAGCCCGGCUUGCAGAUCGAGUGCGACAGCUGCGCUUGCGACCUCACGCAUUCCAUACGAAUAAAGUGCGCCGACCCCGUGUGCGAGGUCGGAGAUGGUGUGGAUAUCUGCCCAGCAUGUUUUUGCGACGGGAAGGAAUUCAAUGUCCACAAACGGGACCACGCUUACCGUGUUGUGGAGUUACAUUCUUAUCCGAUCUUUGUUGAAGAUUGGGGUGCGGACGAGGAGCUCCUUCUCCUCGAGGGCAUAACCAUGCAAGGGCUUGGCAACUGGCAAGCCAUAUCGGAACAUGUUGGGACCCGGACCAAGGAAGAGGUCGAGAAGCAUUAUCGUACAGUCUAUAUCGACUCACCCAAUUGGCCCCUUCCCCGUAUGGACGCAGACUUCGAAGUCGACCCCGCCGAGUUCCAGGAGCGGAAACGGCGGCGGAUAUCCUCCAUGACCACCACCAACCCUCCUCCACCGAAGGCCGCGCCCGUCUCUGCCCCAGGCGUGCACGAAGUCGCCACCUUCCUCCCGGGACGCCUGGAGUUCGAGCACGAGCUAGACAACGAGGCCGAGGACAUGGUGAAGGACCUCGAGUUCGGCGUGUGUCUUGAGUGGGGCGGAGACGAGAUUCCGGAGGACGAGAGCGACCAGGAUGUGAAGGCGCGGGCGCGACUUGAGGAGGAGCUGAAGAUCAGAGGCAAGGAGUCGUCCCCGGGGAAGUGGCAGCCCAAUGGCCUGAUGAACGGCCUGGUGAACGGGUAUUACUCGAACGGCGACACGCCGCGGCGGGGCACCAGCUCCAAGCCGGAUGACGACAAGCAGGGGAGCGACGCGAACGGGGACGAUGCCGACGAGCAGACGCAGCCGCCGCCGUUCGAGACGCCCGAGUCCUUGGAGUUCAAGCUUUCGCUCCUCGAGUCGUACUAUCAGCGCGUUGACAAGCGGCAAGAAGCCAAGAGCAUCAUGUUCGACCGGGGUCUGCUGAACUACAAGCAGAUGCAAGCGGCAGAUAAGAAACGGCCAAAGGAGGAGAAAGACAUCCUGCACCGCCUGCGGCCGUUUGCGAGACUACAGACUGCGGAAGACUUUGAGGAGUUCCAAGCCGAUAUUCUAUACGAACACAUCCUCCGCAAGAGGAUACAAGAACUCCAACACUACCGCCGCAUGGGUUUGCGGACAGCAGCUGACAUCGACAAGUACGAGGCGGAUGUCGCUAAGCGGGCAAGCGUCAAGGCGAACCUCUCGCGUGACUACUAUGUCGAUCGGCGACUUGCAGGCGCCCGUGCCUCCUCCGGACCCGAUCCGCGCCGCGGAAGUAUCGACGGAGACGAGCGAGAAGCCACCCCCAAGCCAGGCGGCUCAUCCGUCAGCGGCACAGGCCCGCCUGUACGGAAGAUGCCUGCCCCCCUCAACCUCGCGAACAGCCCCGCGCUGCACCUGCUCACGCCCGAGGAGCAGACGCUCUGCUCGCAGCUGCGCAUCCUCCCGAAGCCGUACCUCGUGAUCAAGGAGACGCUCGUGCGCGAGUACGCGCGGCGCGGGGGCAAGCUGCGCCGGCGCGAGGCGCGCGACCUCGUCAAGAUCGACGUGAACAAGACGAGCCGCGUGUGGGACUUCCUCGUGCAGGCCGGCUUCAUGCGCCUCGGCAACACGGACGUCGUUGCGUCCGCGGGCGCCGGCCAGGCAGGCGGGAGCGCGAGCGGCGAGGGCGGGCGGCCGUCUGCGACCCCGGGGCUGAGCGCGUCGCCGAGCAAGGAGUCGACCGUGCGCUCGCCGCGGCCGCCGCCGUUCACCACCGUGCCCCUGGCGUCCGCAGGCUCUGCGUCGAACGCGCAGUAUUCGCAACCGAGCGCAUCUUGGCCACCGCCGACGUGA
Messenger RNA from Trametes versicolor FP-101664 SS1, 1920 nucleotides. RefSeq names its product chromatin-binding transcription regulator ADA2. Lineage: Eukaryota; Fungi; Basidiomycota; Agaricomycetes; Polyporales; Polyporaceae. The coding region runs from base 1 to 1920 and encodes 639 amino acids. The record is from RefSeq and is a predicted model, not a curated record. Gene Ontology annotation, cellular component: SAGA-type complex; nucleus. Gene Ontology annotation, molecular function: chromatin binding; transcription coactivator activity; protein binding. Gene Ontology annotation, biological process: chromatin remodeling; regulation of transcription by RNA polymerase II. The transcript is spliced from 9 exons.